Messenger RNA from Galendromus occidentalis (western predatory mite), 563 nucleotides. Its product is annotated as zinc finger HIT domain-containing protein 3. The transcript is spliced from 4 exons. The coding region runs from base 54 to 449 and encodes 131 amino acids. Gene Ontology annotation, molecular function: protein binding. NCBI's taxonomy places the organism in Eukaryota, Metazoa, Arthropoda, Arachnida, Mesostigmata, Phytoseiidae. The record is from RefSeq and is a predicted model, not a curated record.
CCUCAGAUUCGGAGGGCGAAGAGAAUCUACCCACAAUUCUCAAAAUUCUCAAAAUGUCUUGUGAAGUUUGUUGCCUCGAAGAUUCCAAGUACAAGUGCACAUGUCUCUUGAGAUACUGCUCUCUCAAUUGCUUCAAGGAACACCGAUCCACCCAGGAGUGCAGGAAGUUUGUGGCUGAACCCCAGAAGGCGGCACCUCGUGAAUCCGACUUGAUCGCCAAUCGCAGGGAUUAUCCGCGCGAAGACGUUGUCCCUCCCAGACUUCUGGAGUAUUUGAAGACAUCUCAAACCCUUCGAGAAUCGCUCGGGAACCCGCAUCUCAGAGAGCUCAUUAGAUCUCUUGCUUCGGAGAGAGAUCCUUCGAAGACGCUCGACCACUUGAUGAAAGAGCCGCUAUUCGUGGAGUUUGCAGAUGCGUGUCUCGACGUGAUCGAGCCCCAAGACAGCUGAAUUUCAUGUUGGAGUUCGUUGUCGCUUGACCCGAGACUCUGAUAUCCAUGAACUGUAUAUAAAAUGAUGAUCAACUCAAUAGAAAAGAGAGUAAAUGCACGCACAAAGCAGCCC